AUAUGAUGACGUAAUACCAUUGUGUACGGAAAUUAUUGAAAGUCCGGAAUUUAAUUCAUUACCUUCAACUAAACUUGAAGUGUUAUUAUUACGAGCUACAUUUUAUAUACUUUUGGGCUAAUACGAUCCUGCAUUCCAAGACUUAGAAUAUAUACUGAACAUCGAAUAUUCAUCCGAUGAUGUAAAGAUAAAUGGUUUGUUAAAGAGAGCAAACUUACAUCUAGAGUUGAUGGAUCUAGAAAUGGCUUUCAUGAAUUUCGAAUUAGCCAUUAGUAUAAAUCCGCGUUACAGCGAUAUUUACUAUCACAGAGGACUGUUAUAUGUGCGCUUGGACAAACUAAGCAAAGCUAAGCACGAUUUUGAAAAGGUUCUUGAAUACAAUCCAAACUUUAGCAUGGCAUGUAUCCAAAAAUGCUAUACAAAUUAUUAUAUUGCGAUGUUAAAUAAAGAUGUAACAUUAGUUGAAGCGACAGUGAGAGGUUUCGAGAAAGUUUUCGAUAAAUAUAUAAACUUUCUUGAAUGUAUAUUUUGUUAUCAAUAUUAUCGUAAGAUGAUGUCCGAAACUCAACAGUACCAAAAAGCUGACAUUUAUUUUAUUAAAAUAAUAAAGAAACAUCCGGAGAAUACAUCUUUGUCUUUAGUUUAUCUACAGAGAGCCUUUUUGCAAUUUGAUUGGAGUGGUUAUUCUGAUAAAGCUGCGAAAUACCUUAAGAAAGCGAUAGAAUUGGAUGACAAAUGCUGUUCUGCAUAUGAAGCGUUAGGAAUUAUCGAAAUAAAAAGGUGAAACAUAGAAGAAGCGAUAAGAUUGUUUGACAAAGCUUUAGUAUACUGUCGUACAUUUAAGGAACUAAAUCUAUACUACUUGAGAGACGAUAUAAAAGUAGAACUUAAUGUCAAGAAUCAAUUCGAGGAUAAGUAUUCUGAUUUUUUUGGUCGUUAUUUUAGUUCACGGAUGUACGUUUUGUGAAGUACGGGAGAAGCCAUCAAAGGUUUAAUUAUGAUUUUAUGUUAAGAAAUCACUUUUGAACACGCUAUGUAUAUAUGUGUGUACACAUCUAUGCGCGUGCGCUCUCUCUUACUCAAAAUGUCUUAAAGAUUUAAGAGGGUAGAAAGAGGUGGAUGAAAGAGAGAGAAA
Molecule: messenger RNA, 1135 nt
Organism: Atta colombica
Lineage: Eukaryota; Metazoa; Arthropoda; Insecta; Hymenoptera; Formicidae
Product: mitochondrial import receptor subunit TOM70-like
Exons: 4
Coding region: 230-784 (184 amino acids)
Molecular function (GO): protein binding
Source: RefSeq, a predicted model, not a curated record